Fonsecaea nubica is the source of this 960-nucleotide messenger RNA. RefSeq lists its product as hypothetical. The record is from RefSeq and is a predicted model, not a curated record. The coding region runs from base 1 to 960 and encodes 319 amino acids. The transcript has a single exon. NCBI's taxonomy places the organism in Eukaryota, Fungi, Ascomycota, Eurotiomycetes, Chaetothyriales, Herpotrichiellaceae.
AUGCACCUCCUCGGCUUCCUCAAUUCUCUAGACAAUGUCCACAACUUUGACCCGGACAAAGACAUCCAUGAGUUGGAGGGAAAGGUGAUCGUUGUCACAGGAGGGAACAGUGGAUGCGGUAAAGAGACGGUUUUGCAGUUAGCAAAGCAUCACCCGCAGCGGAUCUAUUUGGCCGCUCGAUCGCAGGCCAAGUAUGACGACGCUAUGAAGGAUAUCUCACAAGCAGCGCCGAACGCGGAUGUCAAGUUUUUGCAACUGGACCUGUCUUCGCUAGCGUCCGUCAAGAGAGCAGCAGACCAAGUCAUCUCGGAAAAUGACAGGCUUGACACUCUGGUCAACAACGCCGGCAUCAUGGCGCUUCCACAUGGCCUCACCGAAGAUGGCUAUGAGAUACAAUUCGGGACCAAUCACAUGGGCCACGCGCUUUUGACGCGCCUCCUGCUUCCGCUCAUGCAAAGUACCGCAUCGAAACCAGGGUCGGACGUGCGCAUCAUCAAUCUCUCGUCCAAUGGACACAACAUGGCCUGGGGCGCCGGAAUCUAUUUCGAUCAGUUGAAAACGACCAUGCAGUCCUUCGGGCCCACAAGACUGUAUGCGCAGUCGAAGCUGGCCAACGUCCUGCAUGCACGGGAGCUCGCAAGACGGUGCCCCGAGAUUCUCUCGGUAUCACUCCACCCAGGCCGCGUCGAGACGAAUUUGACCAACUUCAUACUUGACCAGAACGACUUCGGUGGCCGAUUUCUGAAAUUCUUCGACAGCGCAGCGGGUACCUUGUCGGUGCAGCAGGGCGCUCUGACGCAACUCUGGGCGACCGCCUGGAAGAGACAGGAGGUCACCAACGGCGCGUAUUAUAUCCCGGUGGGCAAGGAAAACUGUGGGUCGAGCCAGAGUCGGAACACCGAACUGGCCAAGAAACUGUGGGAGUGGACAGAGUCUGAGUUGGCCGCGAAGGGGUAUUGA